AGAGAUGACCCAGAUUAUGACUUAAUAUUUGGCUAGCGACUCCCCUCCUUCAUUAUGGCCGAAUCCCUUCUCAAAGGCAGCUGUUUCUGUGGCUCGGUCUCGUAUUCGCUGUCCGCUCUGCCUGUCUUGAGUGCAUACUGCCAUUGCACCAAUUGUCAAAGGCUUAAAGGAUGCCCAUUCGUGCAUACCGUUCACUUCGAAGCCUCCGCUUUCAAAUGGACUCAUACCGAACCUUAUGAUGCCGCCCUUCAGUGGUAUACAAUUCCCGAGAAACCACACAAAACUCGUUAUAGAUGCAACAUUUGCGGUGCCUGUGUCGCUUCCUACAACUCUGUACGGGAUAGAUGGAGCAUCUGGAGCGUCCACCUAGAGAGGGAUUCAGAGGGAAAGUUGAUACACUGGGAUCUAGUUAAGCCUACUGCGCAUAUCUUCUAUGGAACGAGGAUUCUUGACAUCAACGACGGACUGGGUAAAUGGGAAGGAUAUGAAGGCAUCUCUACCAAGAUUGCCUGACAGACUUCGUGGUCCGCAGUCUUUAUCCGUCAUGUACCUCUCAAACAUCACUUAGAUCGCUGCUCACAAAUGUCACGAACCAUUGAAGGGGCCUAUCUGAAUUUGCGAAACACAGUUUGCUUGUGUCCAUACCGGACGAGGCUAUCCCUACAAUUGAUUGGAGCCCCUACAGUACUACGUAAUACUGUCGAUCGCGUGUCGAAACACCUUGUCUCUUUCCGGUAUUCGAUUGCACUGACGGUAUAGUUCUUAUCCCGCUUUUUUGUUUUCGUCAGGGACAGUAUAUCCUCCAACCCAAUCAGCGAAUAUUUUUGAGCAAUGACGACAUCGACAUUGCCAGACACAACCCUCCAGAAUUACCCGUUGAAUAUACGCCUAAAACACGC
Molecule: messenger RNA, 899 nt
Organism: Somion occarium
Lineage: Eukaryota; Fungi; Basidiomycota; Agaricomycetes; Polyporales; Cerrenaceae
Source: the annotation of a GenBank genome assembly